CUUUUUCCUUUUUUGCUCAAAUUUUUUGAUAAUCCAAGGAAACGUAAUGGGUUCGUACUCAAUAGCAAUUGCUAUAUCUCGCAUAUCACCUCUAAUUCGUUUCGUUAAACCUUAUUCCACCGGUUUUUCUUUCAUCACUUGCCCUUGCAACAGUACCCGGAGGCCAAAGAGAUUUGAUCAGCUUCGUGUGUUCUCGAUGGCAUCGGAAGCGAGGGAAUCACCAGCUAACAAUCCUGGCUUGUCAACGGUUAGGGAUGAGGCUACAAAAGGAUAUAUCAUGCAGCAGACUAUGUUUCGGAUCAAGGACCCUAAGGCUAGUCUUGACUUUUACUCACACGUGCUGGGAAUGUCAUUGCUAAAGAGGCUGGAUUUCUCUGAGAUGAAAUUUAGUUUGUACUUCCUGGGCUACGAGGAUACUACAACAGCUCCAGCCGAUCCAACAGAGAGAACGGUUUGGACCUUUGGUCGACCGGCAACGAUUGAAUUGACUCACAACUGGGGUACAGAGAGUGAUCCUGAGUUUAAAGGAUAUCACAAUGGGAACUCUGAGCCUCGUGGAUUUGGGCACAUUGGGGUUACCGUUGAUGAUGUGCACAAGGCAUGCGAGAGAUUUGAAGAAUUGGGAGUAGAGUUUGUCAAGAAACCAAACGAUGGAAAGAUGAAGAAUAUAGCUUUCAUUAAGGAUCCUGAUGGCUACUGGAUCGAGAUCUUUGAUCUCAAGACUAUCGGGACGACUACUGUAAACGCAGCUUGAGGAAGUAGUGAUUGCGCUAUUUGUGUUCUUUUGCUCAUCCACCCGAGUGUGUGCAUACAAUAAAAUAAUUUUUCUGUUUUGUCGAAUAAUCGGAACAAGAUAGUCGUUGUUUAUCAAGGUGGUCUGUUUCUUGACAUAUGUAUAAUGAGCAAAGUUGAAUAAGUCGUUAUCGUUGUUAAUAACAAACAAGUUCAUCAGUAA
This is a messenger RNA of Arabidopsis lyrata subsp. lyrata, 955 nucleotides long. RefSeq names its product lactoylglutathione lyase. Lineage: Eukaryota; Viridiplantae; Streptophyta; Magnoliopsida; Brassicales; Brassicaceae. The record is from RefSeq and is a predicted model, not a curated record. The transcript has 8 exons. Bases 47 to 754 code for a protein of 235 amino acids. Gene Ontology annotation, molecular function: lactoylglutathione lyase activity; metal ion binding.